CUACCAUUGAAUACAUAACUUAUAUGCUUAGUUAGUUGUGACAGAAACAACACACAAGGAACAUCACUUAAGUUUUGUUCUUAAUUUAACAAAUACUCCUUCAAUCUCAUAAACAAGUUAUCUCAAAUGAAUUUUUUGCAUGUCUCACUCAAAAUGUGUGAAGACAUGUUUGGUGUCUCACAUAUUCCACAAGCAUCAACUCUUUACCAUCAGAAAAAGACAUGAGAGAUGAGCCACUUGAGCUGGCUGAUCUUAACGACCGGAGAAUGCGAGUUGUGGAUGUUGGGGGAGGAACUGGAUUCACUACUCUUGGUUUAGUGAGACAUGUUGAUGCUAAAAAUGUUACGAUUCUUGAUCAAUCUCCUCAUCAAUUGGCUAAGGCUAAGGAGAAGGAAGCAUUGAAAGAGUGUAAGAUCGUUGAAGGUGAUGCAGAAGAACUUCCGUUUCCAACUGAUUAUGCGGACCGAUAUGUUUCUGCUGGAAGUAUUGAAUACUGGCCGGAUCCGCAGCGUGGCAUUAAGGAAGCAUACAGACUGCUAAAAAUUGGAGGCAAAGCAUGUAUUAUAGGUCCUGUAUACCCAACUUUUUGGUUGUCUCAAUUCUUUGCAGACAUGUGGAUGCUCUUCCCUAAGGAGGAAGAGUAUAUUGAAUGGUUUAAAGAGGCUGGUUUCAAAGAUAUCAAGCUCAAAAGGAUAGGUCCAAAAUGGUAUCGUAGUGUAAGGCGGCACGGCCUUAUCAUGGGCUGUUCUGUUACUGGUGUCAAGCCUUUAUCAGGCGACUCUCCCCUUGAGCUUGGUCCUAAGGUAGAGGAUGUAGAGAAGCCUGUAAAUCCGUUGGUGUUUCUCUCAAGGCUCAUUAUUGGUGCAAUUGCAGCCACUUACUAUGUACUUGUUCCAAUUUACAUGUGUAUCAAGGACCAAAUUGCUCCAAAGGGCGUGCCUAUUUAAUCAAAGAUUGGAGAAUCAGGUGAAAUUGGGGUAGGAAAUGGUGGUCAAGUUUUGAUGGUUGAAAUUCUCAAGGCUUAAUUUGUUGAAAUGUUCUGGCAUAGUCAAGUUUACUACAAUUGUAGAAUGGAUAUCUUACUUACAACUCAAGCAUCAAUUGUUUAUUUGGAAGUUGGGUAGGAGAUGUUCCUAAAGCAGAUAAGCCAUGUUUAGUAUGGAAGAAUCAGCUUAGUAUUGUUUGUGCUUCUGUAAUCUUUUGCUUGACAGUGAG
Messenger RNA from Lathyrus oleraceus (garden pea), 1215 nucleotides. Its product is annotated as 2-methyl-6-phytyl-1,4-hydroquinone methyltransferase, chloroplastic. The record is from RefSeq and is a predicted model, not a curated record. NCBI's taxonomy places the organism in Eukaryota, Viridiplantae, Streptophyta, Magnoliopsida, Fabales, Fabaceae. Gene Ontology annotation, biological process: methylation. Bases 222 to 947 code for a protein of 241 amino acids. Gene Ontology annotation, molecular function: 2-methyl-6-phytyl-1,4-benzoquinone methyltransferase activity. The transcript is spliced from 3 exons.